GCUGGCUCUCGCGCGACGUCUCUGACAAGAUACCGAUGGUUUCCGGCCUUCUCGAAGUUCUCCAAGUGCACACCUGAUCUUGCUCUGCAAUGGCAACCCAACAGCCCCGCGGCGAUCGCCAGCUCCGGUCGCAGCAGAUGGACGCCUCGAUCGAGACGAGCAUGUCGAGCGACGCCGUCAAGCGGCAUUACGGCGAGGUCGUUUGGGCCCGGAUGGACACAUUUCCCCAUUGGCCGGGGAACGUCUGCGACCCGGCGGACCUCGACGCCGCCUCAAUGGAGCACUUGAAGCCGAAGAUGAAGACACACCACUGGGUGUACUUUUACGGGACCAACAACUGCGCGGCGAUUCGGUACAAGGACAUUGUGGCCUGGAGCGACACGUCCCAAGAGUACCGCAAACCCGGAACGGCGCUCAACAAGAAGUUGGCCGCGGACUUUCACAAAGCUGUCGCACUGGGCGAGGGCGCAGCUGGCCAACCGAUCCCGGACCGCAUCAAGUGGAUCAAGGAGGAGCGUUCCAAAAAGUCAAGCAAAGCGACCAAGACGAAGCAAAGCCAGGGGCAGAGUACCGAAGGUGCCAAGAAGCUGAAAACCGACCAAGAGUCGCGGCUGGUCCUGGCACAGUCUGACAAACCCCGUGUCAGAGCCUCGGGGUUCACGGUCGACCUCCUCGCGGCCAUGGAGCGCUCUUCAAUGCUGGACGAGGACGCUCUCAGCUGCGCCUUCGAGCAAAAUGUCAAGGCGGCCACCCUCCAAGCCGCGCGAAAGCGGCGUCAAGUCGUCUCGCAGUUCGAGAAAGGCGUCGCCGUGGCCAACCGCUACAAGAACGACCUUCAAGAGCUGGUGCAACCCGGCGCGCCCGCGCGGUUGCUCAAAAAGAUCGAUUUCAUGAUCAGUGGGAACAUCACGUUCCCUACUAACGCGCUCUACGCCUCACAUCUGCCCCAGUUUGUGCUUGGCCUCACAAAGGACGAGACAUUUGGACAAGCGGUCAAAGACGGGGCCUUGCAGCUUUACAAGCAUUUGACGAAGCCGCCGCCCGAGUCUCCCGAGUGGUCGCAGGACAGCUGCGAUUCCCAGCCCGAGUGCCCGGUGCGCAACAUCGUGCGCCAGGAGCUGCAGCGUGCGCUGCCAAGCCCAUCUCUGUGUGCACAGAUCGAGGCGAUGCUCUUCGAUCGGUAUGGCAGCCCGUGCGUGGAGUACGAAGAUCGAGCCAACGCGCUAGCUUGGCGCCUCAACCAGAGCGAGGCAUUCCGUCACAGAGUGCUUACACAUUCGGUGUCCAUCCUGAACCUCGCGUUUGCCACCGAAGAGAUGCUUGACGCGUACGCCAAGUCGUUGUUUUAGGACAAGUAACUCGCACUCUCAAUAUGAUUUCAUUCUUUCU
Messenger RNA from Saprolegnia parasitica CBS 223.65, 1389 nucleotides. RefSeq lists its product as hypothetical. The transcript is spliced from 8 exons. The record is from RefSeq and is a predicted model, not a curated record. Lineage: Eukaryota; Oomycota; Saprolegniomycetes; Saprolegniales; Saprolegniaceae. Bases 90 to 1349 code for a protein of 419 amino acids. Gene Ontology annotation, molecular function: oxidoreductase activity, acting on the CH-OH group of donors, NAD or NADP as acceptor.